Molecule: messenger RNA, 1431 nt
Organism: Psilocybe cubensis
Lineage: Eukaryota; Fungi; Basidiomycota; Agaricomycetes; Agaricales; Agrocybaceae
Exons: 7
Coding region: 1-1431 (476 amino acids)
Biological process (GO): transmembrane transport
Cellular component (GO): brush border membrane
Molecular function (GO): transmembrane transporter activity
Source: RefSeq, a predicted model, not a curated record
AUGGCCAAAGUCGAAACUGUCGUCUUUCUUUCUCUCGUUCUCGACCUUUUCGCCUUUACCAUCCCUUUACCCCUUUUCCCUCGCAUCAUAGAAUGGUAUACAAUUCGAGAAAGCUCCAACCCUAACGGCUUCUUGGUUCGCACCCUUCAAUUCGUGACUUCGAUCAGAAGCCUUUUGUACAAGUCCGGAGCUCAAUCGCAACGAUGGGAUAUCGUUCUUCUGGGCGGUUUAAUGGGCUCUGUGUUUUCGACACUGCAGUUCUUCGUAUCUCCCAGAAUCGGAGCAUUGUCCGACAAGUAUGGUCGCAAGCGCAUUCUGCUUAUUACAAUGAUUGGAAACAUUCUGUCCGCACUUAUCUGGAUUCAGUCUACCACAUUUGCGUCCUACAUGCUCUCUCGUGUGGUCGGGGGACUCAGCGAAGGGAACGUGCAGCUAGCAAUUGCCAUUCUAUCCGACGUAACAACUCCCGCUGCCCGUUCCAAGGCACUCGCCCAUGUCGGCAUUGCAUUCGCUAUUUGCUUCUGCAUUGGUCCACCGAUUGGCGCCUAUUUUGCCUCCCGCCCUCUUCCCAAAUCUUUCGAUAGUUGGGGUAUUGGACUUAAUGUGUAUGCCAUUCCUGCCAUUAUCACUCUCGUGCUUCUUGUGGCCGAAACAGCCUUUCUGGUCGUGGCUCUUCCAGAAACGAGAGGAAAAGGAUUCGCAACUGCUAAAGUCAAUGAAAAGUCAGAAUCUAAUGGAACACAUACAAAUGGAAAUGGGGUUCAUAAACCACCCGUUGCGAAACGCUCAGUCGAAUCACGUCUUCAAAUACUUAAAUCUCUGCGAAACUUCCACUUCUACUUCCUGGCCCUAUUUUCUGGAGUGGAAUUUACCCUCACCUUUCUCACCUUUGAUCUGCUCGACUGGUCGAAUACACAAAACGGCAAAUUGAUAGGGUCGAUCGGCAUCAUUAGCGCUCUACUGCAAGGUGGCUACGUGCGGCGAUCGAUGACCAAGGUUGGUGAGGGCAACAUGGCGCAAAGGGGCGUAUCGAGCUGCGCCGUAGGCCUCGUUCUUUUGGCUCUGAUGCCAGGUUUCGUCCAAGCACAGCCAUCGAUUGCCAUGAAGUUGUUACAAGGGGCCGCGGUAUGUAUGUCCUUCACGAGCGCGACGGUCGUGAACUCCUUGACUGCGUUCGCGUCCUUGCAAUGCGAUGAAGGAGGCGUCGACUCGGUGACAGGUAAAUCUGUCGAAGAACACCCACAGUUGGCGAAAGGGACCGCUCUCGGAAAAUUCAGGUCCUCUGGUCAACUUGGACGUGCUCUGGGUCCAUUGCUUGCAUGUGCCUCGUAUUGGACCUUUGGACCAUCUGCUACCUACGCUGCUUCGGCCUUGGCGAUGUUUGCACUUUCUAUGUCCAUGAAAAAGGUCGCGAAAACAAAAUCCGCAUGA